AUGGUUACUGACACCCCUUGCAAUGUUGAUUCGGCAAACUCACUAUCGUGGGAAGAUUGGAUAUUGAACGAAUCCAGAACAAGAAUCUCUUGCGUGUGGUUUCUUGUUGCGCAGGUGGCCUCCGUUAGAGUAGGCAUAUCGUGUUUCGUGCUGGAAAGUUGGAAGGAAUUACCUCUUCCCUGCCACAAGGCACAGUGGGCGGCUACUACAAUGGAAUCUUGGAAGGAGGAGACGGAUGCUCUUUUAUACAUGCAAAACUCGUCACGGAGUAUCAUGUCGUUUGGAGAGCUGUGCGAGUGCCGCCGAGCCGCAAGCGACGCCAAGAAUGCCGACAGGCUCGACAGAUGGAACUCUGGGGCGGAUAACAUUGGGAAUCUCUUGAAUCUAGUUACGACAAUGACGUAG
Molecule: messenger RNA, 405 nt
Organism: Colletotrichum higginsianum IMI 349063
Lineage: Eukaryota; Fungi; Ascomycota; Sordariomycetes; Glomerellales; Glomerellaceae
Exons: 2
Coding region: 1-405 (134 amino acids)
Source: RefSeq, a predicted model, not a curated record